AUGGGAGCCAAAGAUAUCCUUACUUCUCUGAGGUGGAUUAGAGACAAUAUAGGCUACUUCAAUGGUGAUAUAAAUAAGGUCACGGUAUUUGGCUCUGGGUCUACCGCCCCUAUAGUAGCUUCCUUGCUGUUAUCUGCAGCUGGAGAAGAUUUAUUCAGUAGAGUGAUCAUCCAAGACGGCAGUGCUUUAUCUCCAGCCGACUACAGAAGUUACAACUUCGAGAUUAUGAAUAAAUUAUACUGGAAUCUAAACGGACCAUUCGAAAAAUUCAAUAGAACCAAGUUGUACGAAUUGCUCUCAAAGAGCUCAGUGAAGCAGUUGUUUGUGGCCAGCUACGAUCUGUUCGAUAGCACCGAAGUUCGAGAUAAUCAGAGGCUUAUCAAUUCAUUUUCCCCAACUGUCGAAGUAUCAGGAAAAGGCGCUUUCAUGAACAAAUUCCCCUCCGAAGUAUACAAGCGAAAGAUUACCAAUAAUGCGGUGGAAGUUAUGAUAGGAUACACCAACUUAGAUUCUCUCCACAAACUCGAUGGUUUUGUGAGAAACAAGAAACUCUUGAAGUAUUUAAAUUAUAACUUUCAGUAUUUAUUACCUUUCGAAGGGAGGAGAGACGAAUACGGAUCGAAGCUGUACAGAAAGAUACGAAGGAAUAUAAUGGAUUUCUAUUUUGUUAAUGGGACUGUCGGAGAGAGGAGCUUGAGGAGGUACGCGAAGUAUGUGUCGGACCAAGUGAUUUAUCCGAUACUUCGGCAGGCGAGCUUGCACAGCCAAGUGUCGUGUAAUAAUGUUUACCUGUACCGCUUCACUCAUCGCGGGCCGUUCAACAUCGUGUGGAACACGUACCUGCGCAAUUUGAACUUGAACGGAGCCACUUCGGGCGACGAAAUCUGUUACCAAUUUAAAUGUAAAUCUUUGAGGACUGCCUACAAUACAGUGGAGGCUUCAAAUGAAAGGCUCUUCAUUAAGAAGAUUGCGAGAUUAUUGGCAAAUUUUGCUAAACACGGGUAA
Spodoptera litura is the source of this 1005-nucleotide messenger RNA. Its product is annotated as carboxylic ester hydrolase. NCBI's taxonomy places the organism in Eukaryota, Metazoa, Arthropoda, Insecta, Lepidoptera, Noctuidae. The record is from RefSeq and is a predicted model, not a curated record.